Messenger RNA from Nakaseomyces glabratus, 957 nucleotides. RefSeq lists its product as uncharacterized. Lineage: Eukaryota; Fungi; Ascomycota; Saccharomycetes; Saccharomycetales; Saccharomycetaceae. Gene Ontology annotation, molecular function: protein binding. The record is from RefSeq and is a predicted model, not a curated record.
AUGGUUUUGUCACCUAGACCAGAACAAGCUCAAUUGCACGUUGCUCUUAAGACGCCAUUGAUAUCGUGGAGUGCACACUCCAUGAUUGACGAGGAGAUGGACUCAAUUCCAUCUCCUCCACAGUCGCCUAGAUGGGGUAGCUAUCGAGGUUAUGCCGCACCAGUCCCAGUAUCCGGAACUAAACCUCGCAGUGCUAUCUUAGUUGCUCCAUUGGUUUGUAAGGACACAGACAUCGUGGUCGAAACUACAUUGGGGUUCCUGUCGCAGUACAGACACUUCAAUAAUACCCGUUCUACCCCUGUACACAGUGAGCCAAACGUGAGGGCUACUCGUUCUAACAAUACCGCAACUCACCCUGUAAGCAAACCUUCUGAACAAAGGACUUCUCGCAGAAGAGUGCCACGUAAAAAUUAUAAACUUCAAUUGGAAGAUGAACUAGACUCAUUUGUUGCUAAGAGCACUAAACAGAAAGUCAGGAAAUCAGUGACACCUGUUCGUUCACACGCCCGUUCCAACAAUCACUCAACUCUACCUUCUUCUCCAAUUGCAUCUGCAAAUGCGCUAAAUGGUGCUUCACAAUAUGAAGCUAACAUGUCUUGGGCAAAAUUAGUUGAUUACUCACCACCACUAUCUACACUACCACCAAAUAACAAUAAAAGCUUGAGAAUUGAAUGGAAGGGCUCUCCAAUGGAUUUGUCAAACGAUCCAUUGAAAGAUAAACUCCAUCCAGCAGAGCUUGUUCUAGCUGAGAUUUUAAGACUCCCCUGUGAUCUGUAUCUGGACUCUAAGAGAAGAUUCUUUCUGGAAAAAGUACAUAAAUUGAAGAAAGGACUUCCUUUUAGAAGAACGGACGCUCAAAAGGCUUGUAGAAUAGAUGUCAAUAAGGCUUCAAGAUUAUAUGCUGCUUUUGAGAAAGUACAUUGGCUUGAUGAUUCUAAUUUUGAGAAGUUCUUGUAA